Molecule: messenger RNA, 1045 nt
Organism: Durio zibethinus
Lineage: Eukaryota; Viridiplantae; Streptophyta; Magnoliopsida; Malvales; Malvaceae
Source: RefSeq, a predicted model, not a curated record
GUUUCCCCUCAGUCAUUCAGUCACUUUACCUUGGUUUCCAUCUUUCUCUCAGCUGUGCAUUAUACUGAAAACCAACCCUUUCAGGGAAACAUCAGCAUGAUAACAUGCUCUUGUACUUUUUCCACACUAUUAACCCCUCUCUCUCCAUCCUUUUUGUCUCUCUUUACUUCUCUAACAUUGCGUUUCCAAAUAAUAUUGUAGCUCUCACUUCCUUCGUCCAUCUAUUUAUACCUGUUGUUUGAAACUCUUUUUCUCAUCCCAAACACCAAAACCGAAUACCCAAGUUUCAGUUCUGAUCAAAAACGAAAAAAAAAAAAGACUUGAGAGAGUAAUUAAGAGCUGUUGGUUUUGUUUUCUGAUGUCUCCAGCAGGCUCCUCUAGGUGGUGUCCAACGCCAGAACAGCUUAUGAUUUUAGAAGAGACGUUUAGAAGUGGGAUUAGAACCCCAAAUGCCUCUCAAAUCCAACGAAUCACUUCUCACCUCUCUUUCUAUGGCAGGAUUGAAGGCAAGAAUGUUUUUUAUUGGUUUCAAAACCAUAAGGCAAGAGAAAGACAGAAGCUCAGAAGGAAACUUACCAAGCAACCACAACUACAACAGCAACGUUAUCAUCAGCAUCAGCUUCAACAAAACCAUCCUAACCACCAUUUUCUUCACUAUUUUGAUUCUUCUAGUCCCCCUUCUUUUCAACAUCUUUCAUGCUAUAACUCAGCCAGCCUUGUUCCUCAGGUGGGGAUAUUUCAUGAGGAUGCUGCAGCAAAACAAACGAUGAACUACGCAUGGAAGUUUGACAUUCCAGAAAAAGGGGACAUGGAAAAGGCAAUGAUGAGAACGUACGGCAGUGAUUGGUUGAUGAUGGUUGAUAUGGGUCCCCGUUUACCACCAUGCUUCUCCACCAGGGCACCCCUUAAAACCCUUGAACUUUUCCCUGUCACGGCCACAAAUCUCAAGGAAGAGUGCAACAACAACAACAACAACUCUUCCAAGCCUCUUGCUUGUAUCAGUAAUAACCCCACACCUGCUAAAGUACCCCUAACCCUCCCUUAA